Peromyscus leucopus (white-footed mouse) is the source of this 3051-nucleotide messenger RNA. RefSeq names its product selenoprotein N (gene Selenon). Gene Ontology annotation, biological process: skeletal muscle fiber development; calcium ion homeostasis. Gene Ontology annotation, molecular function: calcium ion binding. The record is from RefSeq and is a predicted model, not a curated record. Lineage: Eukaryota; Metazoa; Chordata; Mammalia; Rodentia; Cricetidae. The transcript has 13 exons. Gene Ontology annotation, cellular component: endoplasmic reticulum membrane.
AUGGGCCGGGCCCGCCCCGCCGCGCGCCGCCCGCACAGCCCGGACCCCGCCGCGCAGCCCGCGCCUCCCCGCAGCCGCGCCCGCGCCCUGGCGCUGCUGCUCGGAGCCCUGGUGGCCGCCGUGGCCGCCGCCGCCGCUGCCCGGGCCUGCGCGCUCCUCGCCGACGCCCAGGCGGCCGCGCGGCAGGAAUCGGCAUUGAAGGUUCUGGGGACCGAUGGCCUCUUUCUCUUUUCCUCGCUGGACACUGACCAGGAUAUGUACAUCAGCCCAGAAGAGUUCAAACCCAUUGCAGAGAAACUGACAGGGUCAGUUCCUGCGGCCAGCUACGAGGAGGAGGAGCUGCGCCAUGACCCCAGCGAGGAGACUCUCACCAUAGAAGCUCGAUUCCAGCCUCUGCUCACAGAGACCAUGACCAAGAGCAAAGAUGGCUUCCUAGGGGUCUCCCGCCUCGCUCUGUCAGGCCUCCGCAACUGGACCACUGCAGCCUCACCCACCGCCGUGUUCGCCGCCCGCCACUUCCGGCCCUUCCUGCCCCCUCCAGGUCAGGAGCUGGGCCAGCCCUGGUGGAUUAUCCCUGGAGAGCUGAGUGUCUUCACGGGCUAUUUGUCCAACAACCGCUUCUACCCACCGCCGCCCAAGGACAAGGAGGUCAUCAUCCACCGGCUCUUGAGCAUGUUUCAUCCCCGGCCCUUCGUGAAGACCCGCUUCGCCCCUCAGGGCACGGUGGCCUGCCUGACGGCCAUCAGCGACUCCUACUACACUGUGAUGUUCCGGAUCCACGCCGAGUUCCAGCUCAGUGAGCCUCCUGAUUUCCCCUUCUGGUUCUCACCCGGCCAGUUCACCGGCCAUAUCAUCCUGUCCAAAGAUGCUACACACAUCCGUGACUUCCGGCUGUUCGUGCCCAAUCACAGAUCCCUGAAUGUGGACAUGGAGUGGCUGUAUGGGGCCAGUGAGACCAGCAACAUGGAGGUGGACAUCGGCUACAUACCCCAGAUGGAACUGGAGGCCAGGGGUCCCUCAGUGCCCUCCGUGAUCCUGGAUGAGGAUGGCGACAUGAUUGACAGCCACCUGCCCUCGGGAGAACCCCUCCAGUUUGUGUUUGAGGAGAUCAAGUGGCACCAGGAGCUGAGCUGGGAGGAAGCUGCCCGGCGCCUGGAGGUGGCCAUGUACCCCUUCAAGAAGGUCAACUACCUGCCCUUCACGGAAGCCUUUGACAGGGCCAAGGCCGAGAACAAACUUGUGCAUUCCAUCUUGCUGUGGGGGGCCCUGGAUGACCAGUCCUGCUGAGGUUCAGGGCGGACUCUCCGGGAGACUGUCCUGGAAAGCCCGCCCAUCCUCACCCUCCUCAAUGAGAGCUUCAUCAGUACCUGGUCCCUGGUAAAGGAACUGGAAGACCUGCAGAUCCAGCAGGAGAACCCACUCCACAGGCAGCUGGCGGGCUUGCAUCUGGAGAAGUACAGCUUCCCUGUGGAGAUGAUGAUCUGCCUGCCCAACGGCACCGUGGUGGGUCCAGGGAACAGGGAACAGCGGGCAGGGACAAGAGAGGUGCUCUCCUCCUCUGUCAUCUCCAUCGCUGGCAUGGGGAUCCUGAGCAGGAGACUUCAGAGGCACUUUGGUGGGGGAGGGGAGUUUAUAGCAAAGUACUUAGUGCAGCAACAGCGUCAACAUGUCCCCAAGGGAACCUUGUCAGUUCAGUGGACAAAACAUGGCCCCAGGGAACGUUCCCUGGACCACUGUAGCCAGGGAGGAAGAAUAGAGAGGAGUAGAGGAGGGCCUGGCCUGAGCCAGCCUUUCAGAUCCCCCUCACCCUGCAGGCUGCUCAGAGGGACGCCGAGGGUAGAGGACCGUGCAGGGGCGUGGAGUGGCAUUGUCUUGUCACAGGGGCUCCAGCGUCUUGGCAAACCGGGCGGGGUGUGGCAUCAAAAGGACCACUGCCUAGCGAGCGAACCAGACACGUGGAGCCCCACAGCCAAUUUAGUCCUGCGGCCAAGCCAAGUGUUGUUCUGCGCAGAGACCCGGGGUCCAGCCGGGGGUUCACACCUGGGGGACACCCCUCCCCCCCGGACACCCCACCCCUUUUGCAUUGUCCUCCUGCCCCACUGGCCCGGACUACACUUCCCAAGAUGCUCCGCUCCAAAGGGGCGGGGCACUCCAGACCUGGGGGGUGGGCCCGGCACGUGCCGCGCCCUCAGCCAAUGCGGAGCCCGCGGCUGGGUCACGUGCCGCUGUUUGGCGCUUUUGUGCGCGCCCAGGGCUGUUGGUGCUCAGAGUGUGGCCAGGCGGCUCGGAGCGAGCAGGUGGUGCUGGCUUGGCGUAGGCUGCGGAGACGGCGGGCUAGGAACCGGCCGGGAAGGCGGCGGGCCGCCAGCGGGAGACGCUGGAGGGGCAGGGGCCCCGAGACCUGGCGGGCGGGCGGGGGCGUUCGUCUUUUGUGUGAGGCUCGGGCGGAGCUCGGCUUUUGUCCCUGCUCCCCGGGGACGCGGCCUUGGUGAGGAGCGGGCGCGGCCAGCCGUGGGCUUCAGCCCCGGGUGCGAGCGUGGAGACAAUAGGGGCCUGGGCCGUCCCCCUGCUUCCAUGGUCCGGUGGGCGCGGCUCCUCAGGGGUCCCCAUUGUCUGAUGGAGAGCGAGGCUGCGCGGCGCCCGUGCCCUGGAGGGGCGGCGCCCGCCGGGGCUCCCGGGGCUCCGUGGCGGACGGUCGCGGGCAGCUCUGGGGACUCGAGCUGGGGUGGAGGCGGUGCGACGGAGCCCGCUGCAGCGCACCCCAGGGCUGCGGAGCCGCGAGUAUUUUUGGCGGGAGUUGGGGGGGGUUGGUUCGGGAGACGGCAGCGCGCUGCCCGCCCGGGAGGGCGGGGCCACCCCCGAGGACCGUUAGCCCCGCCAUCCCGCUGCUGCCCACGCGCGCGGGCUCCCGAGUGUGGAGAGGUUCGCGGAGAUUCGAAAAGGCGCGGGGCGCGGAGGGGCGGGGCCAGGGGCCGGAGCGGAGGGCGGGUUCUGAUUGGCCCGGGCCGCCAGCCUGCCCGCCCGGGCCAGGACCACGCCCAUGCUGGGUAG